Messenger RNA from Malaclemys terrapin pileata, 3222 nucleotides. RefSeq names its product potassium voltage-gated channel subfamily H member 4 (gene KCNH4). The record is from RefSeq and is a predicted model, not a curated record. Lineage: Eukaryota; Metazoa; Chordata; Testudines; Emydidae. Gene Ontology annotation, cellular component: membrane. The transcript has 16 exons. Gene Ontology annotation, molecular function: voltage-gated potassium channel activity. Gene Ontology annotation, biological process: potassium ion transmembrane transport; regulation of membrane potential. Bases 1 to 3222 code for a protein of 1073 amino acids.
AUGCCGGUGAUGAAGGGGUUGCUGGCCCCGCAGAACACGUUCCUGGACACCAUCGCCUCGCGCUUCGAUGGCAGCCAUAGCAACUUCAUCCUGGCCAACGCUCAGGUUCACCGCGGCUUCCCUAUCGUCUACUGCUCUGACGGCUUCUGCGACCUCACCGGCUUCGCCCGCACCGAGGUCAUGCAGAAGAACUGCAGCUGUCGCUUCCUGUACGGGGCCGAGACCAGCGAGUCCGUCCUGCAGUGCAUCGAGAAGGUUCUGGAUGGGAGGCAGGAGUACCAGACUGAGGUCUGCUUCUACAAGAAGGGCGGAGCCGCCUUUUGGUGCCUGCUGGACAUCGUGCCCAUCAAGAAUGAGAAGGGGGAGGUGGUUCUCUUCCUCGUCUCCUUCAAGGACAUCACAGAGAGCCGGGGCAAGAGCCACCCGGGAGACAGGAGAGAUGAGAAGCACCGGAGCAAGAAGGCGGGGAGCUCCCACCUGCGGGCGGCGCGCAGGCAGGGCCGGACGGUGCUGCACCAGCUCACGCGUCAGUUCACCGGCAAGGAGCGGGGCGAGAUGAAGAUCAACAGCAGCGUCUUUGGGAGCAAGCCGUCUGUUCCCGAGUACAAAGUGGCCUCGGUGCAGAAAUCCCGCUUCAUCUUGCUGCACUACAGCAUCUUCAAGGCCCUGUGGGACUGGCUCAUCCUGCUGGCCACCUUCUACGUGGCCGUCACCGUCCCCUACAACGUCUGCUUCACCGGCACCGAGGACAGUCUGGCCGCCGCCCGCAGCACCAUCGUCAGCGACAUCGCCGUGGAGAUGCUCUUCAUCCUGGACAUCGUCCUGAACUUCCGCACCACCUUCGUCAGCCAGUCGGGGCAGGUGGUGUACGACACCCGCUCCAUCUGCAUCCACUACGUGGCCACCUGGUUCUUCGUGGACCUGAUCGCAGCCUUGCCCUUCGACCUCCUGUACGCCUUCAACGUGACCGUGACCUCGCUGGUGCACCUGCUGAAGACUGUGCGUCUCCUGAGGCUGCUGCGCUUGCUGCAGAAGCUGGACCGCUACUCCCAGUACAGCGCCAUGGUGCUCACCCUGCUCAUGUCCAUGUUCGCCCUGCUCGCCCAUUGGCUGGCCUGCAUCUGGUACGUGAUCGGCCGGAAGGAGAUGGAAAGUAACGACCCCCUGACCUGGGACAUCGGCUGGCUCCACGAGCUGGGCAAGAGGCUGGAGGCGCCCUACGUCAACAGCUCCCUGGGGGGCCCGUCUGUCCGCAGCACCUACAUUGCCUCCCUCUACUUCACCCUGAGCAGCCUCACCAGCGUGGGCUUCGGCAACGUCUGCGCCAACACCGACGCCGAGAAGAUCUUCUCCAUCUGCACCAUGCUGAUCGGGGCCCUGAUGCACGCUGUGGUGUUUGGCAACGUCACGGCCAUCAUCCAGCGCAUGUACUCCCGCCGUUCCCUCUACCACACCCGCAUGAAGGACCUCAAGGACUUCAUCCGCGUGCACCGCCUCCCGCAGCAGCUCAAGCAGAGGAUGCUGGAGUACUUCCAGACCACCUGGUCGGUGAACAACGGCAUCGACGCCAACGAGCUGCUGCGCGACUUCCCCGACGAGCUGCGGGCCGACAUCGCCAUGCACCUCAACAAAGACAUCCUGCAGCUGCCGCUGUUCGAGACGGCCAGCCGGGGCUGCCUGCGCGCCCUGUCCCUGCACAUCAAGACCUCCUUCUGCGCCCCCGGCGAGUACCUGCUGCGCCAGGGCGACGCCCUGCAGGCCCACUACUUCGUCUGCUCCGGCUCCCUCGAGGUUCUGAAGGACAACAUGGUGCUGGCCAUCCUGGGCAAAGGGGACCUGAUCGGGGCCGACCUGCCCGGCAAGGACCAGGUGAUCAAAACCAACGCGGACGUCAAGGCGCUGACCUACUGCGACCUGCAGUACAUCACCCUGCGCGGCCUGGUGGAGGUGCUGGAGCUGUACCCCGAGUACUCCAGCAAGUUCAUGGCCGACAUCCACCAGGACCUCACCUUCAACCUGCGGGAAGGCAGCGAGAUCGAGGGGCUCCUGCGAUUUCCCAGAUCCCCUCGGUUAUCCCAGCCUCGCCCCGAGAGCGGCGCCAGCCCCGAGAAGCCCCUCCACUCCAUCCUGGAGGACGAGGAGGAGCCCGACGACGUCUUCCACCCUUCGCCCACCAGCCUGACCCACCGCAAGCUGCUGCUGCCCACCCUGCACAGCCCCGUGCGGCGUGGCUCUCUCAGCAGCCUGUUGGGCGACGAGCUGCGCCAGUUCUCAGCCCUGCGCCGCACCUGCCGCUCCCCCGCCCGCUGCAGCCGGGGCAGGAGCCCCUCUCCGCGGUGUCCGAGAGACAGCGAGAGAAGCAACGGCCGCAAGCCAGCCAACCUCCUCAUUCCCUCCCUGCACACGUCCGCCCCCCCGGACCUGAGCCCCAGGGUCGUUGACGGGAUCGAGGAUGAUGGCGGGACAGCGGAGAUGCAAACCUUCCAUUUCAACGUGGAGCCGCCUCGGCAGAGCUCGGUCGUAGACUCGCCGACGUCCGGGACGGAUGAGGCCAGCCCAGCCUUAGGCGCAGAAGCGGAGGAGAUAAAGCAGAACGUCAGCAGACUGAACCACGAGAUCAAUAACCUCAACCAGGAAGUUUCCCACCUCAGCCGGGAGCUGCAGCGCAUGAUGCACCUGCUCCGAAGCCAGCUGCUGUGUGCCCCAGCCUUGGCCUGCCCCUACGGCCUCCCCGUUCUCUCCUCCCCACCCCCGAAACCCAGCAGCGGGAGCGAGCAGCCGCCCAGACUGCCCCCAGCGGCAGUGCCACCUCGUCUGCCUUCGGCUCACGCCUCCAUCUCGGUGCCGCUGUCACCGCCGCCGGGGGAUGCUGGAGUCUCUCCUGGCACCACCUCUGCCGAGGUCCCUGGCUCCCGGAGCUCGCCCCCAGACAGCCCCCGGGAGCCGGAGGGGCUCCACGCUUCCAGAGACUCAUCCCACGCGCCUUCCAGCCGUUACCGCCUGCCCCGGGCGGACGUGGACGGGGCCCACCUCCCACCGACACAAGCUGCCCCGCUCUGCGGUCAGACUCCCAGUCUUCCCUACUCGCUCGCAGGCCCCCCGGUCUUGUGCCCUCUGCCCUCGCCCCCUGCCGGCCCUGGCCCGGCCUUCCCCAACUGCUCCUCUCAGAGCCACCCCCCGCCACACCUCUGCUGCAGAUCAGACUCGGAAAGCUUCCAUUGA